Messenger RNA from Bombyx mori (domestic silkworm), 1836 nucleotides. RefSeq names its product protein SEC13 homolog (gene Sec13). Gene Ontology annotation, biological process: protein import into nucleus; positive regulation of TOR signaling; COPII-coated vesicle budding. The coding region runs from base 829 to 1770 and encodes 313 amino acids. The transcript is spliced from 2 exons. Gene Ontology annotation, cellular component: COPII vesicle coat; nuclear pore outer ring. Gene Ontology annotation, molecular function: structural molecule activity; protein binding. Lineage: Eukaryota; Metazoa; Arthropoda; Insecta; Lepidoptera; Bombycidae. The record is from RefSeq and is a predicted model, not a curated record.
UUUUGAGACAUUUUGAUGUCUACAGAUACGAAAUUCUCAUAAUUUCUUAAACUUUCGUAAAUUAGCUCAUCAAUAUUUUCAAUCCAAUUCUGAAUUUAGAUGAAUGAGAGAAAAAACAGCUUCAGACUUGUCAGAAUUUUUGUUUGAUUCUACUAGAGCUCUUUAUUAUCUUUGGUUAACUACCAAAUGUAACCUGACACAGUGUUUAAUCUUUGGUUAUUACUUACAUAAAGCAUAGAUUUUUUAAUUUUUUUGAGGCCUAGUCUUGAUAUGUCAAUAAAAGUAUCUUCAUACAGUUUAGGUUUAGCUAUAAAUAUAAAUGCUUAAAACUUUUGGGAGAUACUUCAUAAGUAACGCGCAAAAAGUAAUAAAGAAAUAAAUAACUUAACCAAAGAUUGUGCUAACCUAAGGUUAACAAAUAAUACCAAAGAGGUAAUUUAUGACCUCUAACACACGAGCGGCAUUCUGGCACUAAAAUAUUUGUGCUUUUUUGUAGACUGUGUUGGAGCUAUGUGAUCAAUAAUCUCGAAUCAUCAAGAAAAUCUCUAGCUUCCAUAACAAAAUUGAUAAAAAGAAUAAUUCAGUUGUAGCGUCGCGUAUGUUGAAGCUGCAAUUUAAUUCUGCCACUUUUUAUUAUUAUAUUGUUAAACUUACCUAAUAAGUUUAGAGGUGACGCACUGCGACUGUCUUUGCAAUGUCGAAAUAGCUCGUGUGGAUGGAUACAAAAUAUUUUACUGGUAGCACUGUUGAAAUUCCACGUCAACUGAUUUGACAGUUGAUUGCCCAUUUUCCGUUGUGUAUUGUGUAGGUUAAUAAAAAUAUAUAAUAAUGAUCACUGUUUUGAAUACUAUUGAUACCGGCCAUGAAGAUAUGAUACACGACGCCGAACUGGAUUAUUACGGACUAAAACUAGCUACAUGUUCUUCGGAUAAUUCAGUGAAAAUAUACGACAUUAAGAAUGGUACACAAACAUUGGCUGCUGAUUUGAAGGGUCAUUUUGGCCCCGUGUGGCAGGUAGCUUGGGCUCAUCCCAAGUAUGGGAACCUAUUAGCGUCAUGCUCUUAUGACAGGAAAGUUAUCAUAUGGAAAGAGUCUGGAGAGUGGACUAAACUAUACGAAUACACUGGACACGAAAGCUCUGUGAACUCUGUUGCGUGGGCGCCGGCUGAGUACGGCUUAAUCCUCGCUUGUUGUAGUUCAGAUGGCUCAAUCUCUAUCAUACAAUAUUCACAAGAUACUGGUAAUUGGGACGUAAAAAAGAUAACGGGUGCACAUGCCAUUGGUGUUAAUUCUAUUAGUUGGUGCCCAGCUUUAUCUGCAGAUUUGAACUUAGAUCCGCUUACCAAUAAAGAUGCUCCAAAGAGAUUAGUUACUGGAGGGUGUGAUAAUUUAAUCAAGAUUUGGAGAGAGCAAGGUGAUCAAUGGGUUGAAGAGAACAGAUUAGAGUUGCACAUUGAUUGGGUCAGAGAUGUAGCGUGGGCACCCUCUCUGGGAUUACAACGUUCCAUGAUUGCCAGCUGCUCCCAAGACAAGAGGGUUGUCAUAUGGUCUAGUGAUGAUAAUGUAUCUUGGACACCAACAAUAUUAAACACAUUUGAUGAUGUAGUAUGGAGUGUUAGCUGGUCUCUCACUGGCAACAUCUUGGCUGUAUCAGGAGGAGAUAACAAAGUCAGCCUUUGGCGUGAGAGCACUGAUGGCCAGUGGUUAUGUAUUAGUGAAGUUGCCAAAGGUUUGGGCCAAACACCCAAUGAUGAAAGAAGCACACUUUGAAUUUGCUUUUAAUUUCAUUUGUUAAUUUUGUAAUCUGCUAAUAGUAAUAUAAAAUAUGUACAUUAA